Molecule: messenger RNA, 960 nt
Organism: Aspergillus wentii DTO 134E9
Lineage: Eukaryota; Fungi; Ascomycota; Eurotiomycetes; Eurotiales; Aspergillaceae
Product: tubulin-binding prefolding complex subunit PAC10
Exons: 4
Coding region: 26-607 (193 amino acids)
Biological process (GO): microtubule-based process; tubulin complex assembly; protein folding
Cellular component (GO): prefoldin complex; cytoplasm
Molecular function (GO): tubulin binding
Source: RefSeq, a predicted model, not a curated record
CCUCCGGCUCCCGCCUCCUCCAACAAUGGCAGACAAAAAACCCGCAAAGACAGUAACAACACAAACAAACCCCCGCGGUAUUCCCGUCGCUCCUUUCGUCGACAAUGUCGCCGACUACGUCGCCUCCCGCGACGAUGUCGAACCCACCCUCCGCUCGUUCCAGGAGAUGAUCUCCAAAUACCAGUUCAUGGAGGUUAACAGCCAACGGCGCGGACAGGGUCUGCGUGAGAAGAUCCCGGAUAUCAAAAAGACUUUGGAAAUGGUUCGAUUCUUGAAAGUACAGAAAGAGUCUUCUUCCAGUUUGGAAACCAACUUUGAAUUAAAUGACACUCUCUACGCCCGUGCUACCAUUUCCCCCACCGACACAGAGGAAGUCUACCUUUGGCUAGGUGCUAAUGUCAUGCUGGCUUACCCCAUCGACGAGGCCGAGACCAUGUUACAGGAUAAGCUCUCCGCGGCGGAAUUGAGUCUGUCAAACUGCGAGGAGGAUUUGGAGUUUUUGAGAGAACAGAUUACGACACUAGAAGUCGCUACCGCUCGUGUCUACAACUGGGAUGUGGUGCAGCGGCGCAAAGAUAAGGCCGACGGGAAAGGUGGAGAUGAUUAGAAUCAAAAUAAGAGACCGGGUGGUUGAAAUGAUAUCAUGCUUGUAUGUACUUGUUGAAUGGUUUCUCAUAGAUUAUACUCUAAAUUACUCGUUUCUCCCAUCUCCUCUGUUUGGAAAACAAACAAGAUAUAUGCUAUACACUGGUUGGUAAAUAUAAAGAGAAAAUCCCCAUUCAAUUAGGUAGUUAUAUCUGAUAAGACAUUUCAUAGUAUGUACCUCAACGCCAGAAUCCGUAUAUCUUCGUCUAUCAUUAAAACCAUAACUCAAAAGUCUUGUAUAUAGCUCUCAAGUGUCAACCCCCAUCCAGACCAGAAAGAAGAAAAAAAGAAUGCAUCAUCACAAAACGAAAAAAA